GCGAAAGGAAGCGAUAAAGAAGCCCUGUGUCAUUUCUGUGGAGCUGGUUUUGCAUCAUGUCCUCUGCAGUGUUGACAGCUCUUCUGGUGCUGCAGGUGUCCAGUGUGCACGGGAUUUCACUAGUGCUGAAUGGAGCCGUGGGGGAGUCCAUUGUGCUGCCCACGGAUGAGAAAGGACCAAUCAGAGGACCAGGCUUCAUGGAGUGGACAAAGAACAAUAUUGAUGUCAUCAGAUUACUGAGCAGGCAUAGCAGCUCAUCUUUUGAAACCGUGGAGACAAAUGCAGCUUUUAAACGGAGGCUGAUUGUGAAUUAUAAAACCGGGGCCCUGAAAAUUAGUCCUCUGAGAAAAGAGGAUUCUGGGGAAUAUGUCUUUAAGCAUAUCAGACUAUCUGGGCCCCUUCGGCCAAAAACGAUACAACUACACAUUUAUGAGAGGAUUGUUUCAGUGCAGGUAACCUCCCAGGUGAAUAACAGCACAGACGGCAGCAGCUGUAACGUGACCCUGAGUUGCAGUGUGAUUGGAGGCAGCCAGGUGGCGCUGUCCUGGAGCAGAAAUGGAGAGAACAUUGCUGGAGCGGAGAACAGAGCUACCCUGACUGUAUCCCCCACCCGUGCAGAAGAGGACUACACCUGUACAGCCAUUAACCCCAUCAGCUCACCAAGCAACACAGUGACAGCCGGGCCCUGCCAAACAGGUCAGUCUCUGAUUAGCUCAGAGCGCUAUUAGCAUAUAAUCAGCAGAAAACACAUAAACCGACUC
Molecule: messenger RNA, 761 nt
Organism: Anguilla anguilla (European eel)
Lineage: Eukaryota; Metazoa; Chordata; Actinopteri; Anguilliformes; Anguillidae
Product: SLAM family member 5-like
Exons: 3
Coding region: 57-728 (223 amino acids)
Source: RefSeq, a predicted model, not a curated record